Molecule: messenger RNA, 387 nt
Organism: Penicillium waksmanii
Lineage: Eukaryota; Fungi; Ascomycota; Eurotiomycetes; Eurotiales; Aspergillaceae
Product: putative L-PSP endoribonuclease family protein Brt1
Exons: 3
Coding region: 1-387 (128 amino acids)
Cellular component (GO): cytosol; mitochondrion
Molecular function (GO): deaminase activity
Source: RefSeq, a predicted model, not a curated record
AUGUCAGCAAAACAAGCGGUUCUCUCUAAAAAUGCACCACCUCCCCUUCCCGGGAUCUACUCGCAAGCAAUUGUCGCCAAUGGAUUUGUUUAUUGCUCUGGUUGCGUACCCAUGGAUACAUCAACAGGCAAAAUAAUCGAAGGAGAUAUCAAAGCGCAUACUCAUCAAUGUAUUAAAAAUGUAUCGCAUAUUCUUGAAGCCGCUGGGUCGGAUAUCUCGAAGGUUGUCAAAGUCAAUGUCUUCAUAUCUAACAUGGACGAUUUUGCGGAGAUGAAUUCCGUCUAUACCCUUUAUUGGGGUGAUGUGAAGCCUGCCAGGACAUGUGUGGCUGUAAAAACCCUGCCAUUGAAUACUGAUGUGGAGAUUGAGUGUGUCGCUAUUUUGUAG